CAAUUUGUGCAGGUUUAUUAUGAAUUCAUGAGAAGCUUUCGAGUUGAGUUCAAUGAUUUGUUCAUUGCGGGUCUCAUUUCUGCUGUGGAAAUUAGACUUGGAGCUUCUGGGGACUUGGAGUACCCUUCUUUUUCUGAAAGAAAUGGAUGGAGAUUUCUUGGUAUUUGCGAGUUUCAAGUAUCUAUUUGCUCAUUACACCAAGAUUUCGGGAAUUCAUUGGUGGUAUAAAACGAGCAGCCAUGCAGCAGAACUCACUGCUGGAUAUUACAACACAUCAAACCAAGAUGGCUAUUCUCCACUGUUUGAGGUCCUCAAAAAACACAAUGCGACAAUGAAAUUCGUCAGCAAGGAAAUGGAGACACAGAUUUCACCCCACGAUCUUGUUGAAGCAUCUGCAGAUCCCAAUGGCUUGUGUUUGCAGGUCCUAAAUGGUGCUUGGGAUGAGGGACUAGCUAUAGCUGGUCAUCACGCCCCCCGGGAUUAUAAUAGAGAAACAUUUAUGAGACUCGUGGAGACAUCAAAGCCAAGAAAUGAUCACGAACGAUACCACUGUAGCUUCUUUGUACUCGAACGGCCAUGGCAGCGGAUUCAAACGGCAGAUAGCAUCUCAGAAUUAGAAUACUUUGUUAAAUGCAUGCAUGGCUAUGCAUAGUGUACCAUUUUUGGGUUUUCUCUCUCUUAUAUUUGCUUUAGAAACCAUAUCUGUACAGCUGUACUAUAUUACAGGAUUCUUAUCCUUGUCAAGGCAUCAAAAUACAUCAUGAAUCUUAAUUCCGAAAU
Molecule: messenger RNA, 780 nt
Organism: Ipomoea triloba (trilobed morning glory)
Lineage: Eukaryota; Viridiplantae; Streptophyta; Magnoliopsida; Solanales; Convolvulaceae
Product: beta-amylase 8-like
Exons: 3
Coding region: 53-652 (199 amino acids)
Biological process (GO): polysaccharide catabolic process
Molecular function (GO): beta-amylase activity
Source: RefSeq, a predicted model, not a curated record